Zonotrichia leucophrys gambelii is the source of this 1458-nucleotide messenger RNA. It is a transcript of the gene EIF3F, whose product is annotated as eukaryotic translation initiation factor 3 subunit F. The record is from RefSeq and is a predicted model, not a curated record. Gene Ontology annotation, biological process: translational initiation. Gene Ontology annotation, cellular component: eukaryotic translation initiation factor 3 complex, eIF3m. Lineage: Eukaryota; Metazoa; Chordata; Aves; Passeriformes; Passerellidae. The transcript has 8 exons. Bases 64 to 1116 code for a protein of 350 amino acids. Gene Ontology annotation, molecular function: translation initiation factor activity; metallopeptidase activity; translation initiation factor binding.
UUCCGGAUUUGGCUAACAGAUAGCCUCAGCUCGCCCGUCUCACCAAUAGAAAAGCAGCGCUGCAUGACAGACGUUCGGCUCAGCCAAUUACUGCCGGUACGAAGGACCCAGCCUCUCUCUUGCAAAAUGGCGGCCACAGCUCCCAAUGCGGCUCCUCCCGCGGCCGCUCCGCCGCAGAGUCCGACGGCGGCUCCCCCCGCCCCGGCUGGGAGCGCUCCUCCCGCGGCCGCGCCGACUCCGCCGGCCGCGCCGGCCCCGCCACCCGCCGCGCCACUGUCAGCCGCGCUCUCGGGCCCCUUCCCCGGCGGCCGCGUGGUGCGGCUGCACCCGGUUGUGCUCGCCUCCAUCGUGGACAGCUUCGAGCGGCGCAACGAGGGCGCGGCGCGGGUGAUCGGGACGCUGCUGGGCACCGUGGACAAGCACUCGGUGGAGGUCACCAACUGCUUCUCCGUCCCGCACAACGAGUCCGAGGAUGAGGUGGCUGUGGAUAUGGAAUUUGCCAAAAACAUGUAUGAGCUGCACAAGAAAGUGUCUCCUAGCGAGAUCAUCUUGGGCUGGUAUGCAACAGGGCACGACAUCACGGAACACUCAGUCCUGAUCCAUGAGUAUUACAGCAGGGAGGCUCACAAUCCAAUCCACCUCACCGUGGACACCAGUCUCCAGAAUUCACGCAUGAGCAUCAAAGCCUACGUCAGUGCCCCAAUGGGAGUCCCUGGUAAAACCAUGGGCGUGAUGUUCACACCACUAACAGUGAAAUAUGUUUAUUAUGAUACAGAGCGGAUAGGAGUGGAUCUUAUCAUGAAGACCUGCUUUAGCCCCAACAGAGUGAUUGGCUUGUCCAGUGACUUGCAGCAGGUGGGGUCGGCCUCAGCCAGGAUCCAGGACACCCUGACCAUGGUGCUGCAGUACGCCGAGGACGUGCUGUCUGGCAAAGUGGCUGCUGACAACACUGUCGGGCGCUUCCUGAUGGAUCUUAUUAACCAGGUGCCAAAGAUUUCACCAGAGGACUUUGAGACCAUGUUGAACAGCAAUAUCAAUGACCUACUGAUGGUAACCUACUUGGCAAAUCUCACACAGUCACAGAUUGCUCUCAAUGAAAAACUUCUGAGUUUAUAAAGAAACUUUUGCCACCCUACACUUUAAGGAGCCUGAAGAAUGAGCAGAUACACUUUUCUGUGGUGUUAGAAACUUCCUUGGACUGUAAUUUAAUGACCUACAUGACUUGGUUUACAUGGUUAUUUCCAUUGCUCUGAAAAGCCCCUAACAUGUUUUAGAAAAUGAAUGGGAGCAGCUGCAGUUCAGUUGAGCCUGGUAUUUUAAAAUGGAAUAAGAGAAUCUUAUGUCUUGUGGAUUUGUCUACUUGUAUAACAAAAUACAGCUUUAUUGCAAGAAUGUAUUUGGAAUAAAAGUUCCAUUGCAGUGGCAACAAUGGCUUCUGUCCAAAAAAAAACUUUCUCA